AUGCUCAAGGAAAAAAACGGGCCGGGGAAAUCUGUCAAGGGAGGGCGGAGGGUGGAGACUGGCGUGCGGAUGGACGGUCGAGGGCGGAUGGCGGAAGAAACAAAACCCACCCAGGCCGCUCGGCACGUCGCGGUUGGCGGCGGUACCUGGGCGCCUGCGCAUCUGCGGUGCUUCGUACGGGUGCCGCGCGAGUGGCUGGCUUCCGGAGCCGGCCCGUCAAGCAAUCAAGCCAUGGCCGGCGGCGACGAGACGAGAAUGGAAUCAUUCUUCGCAGCCAUGCCGAGUAUUGCUCUCUACCGCGCUCGCCCUGGUGCCGUUUGCUUCCGAGUCGGGGCUUCGGCCAUUGGCGGUCACGGCCGCCGUGGCGUCCAAGGUCGCGGCGCAUCCCCUGCAGCAAUUUGCGGCCUGCCGCCGUGCUUUGCUCGUCGGUUCACGGCCCAGCGCAGCGGGCUGGCACGGCGCAUGGCACGCCGCCCGCCGCAGGGACGAUCGACAGCAGCAUGGCCAUCUCGGGAGCAUCGACUUGCACCCGUGCUGCACCGAGCACUUACGGGCACCUUGGGCUUUCGUGCCGUCCCUCCUUGCGCCCGUGCGAGUUCGAGCAAGCAAGCGCCUGCCGCAGGGUGCUUGCUCGUGGGUACGGAGUGCGGAGUGCGCGCCGGCGACUCGGCGCUGCCUCCAUCCGUCUUCCGGGGGCAUGGCACCGGCCUGCGGUUAUUAGUAGGUGCAUUAUACGUUCUAGUGUCGAACAACGACAUCUACAACCACCACAUGCACACGUAA
Messenger RNA from Drechmeria coniospora, 783 nucleotides. RefSeq lists its product as uncharacterized. Lineage: Eukaryota; Fungi; Ascomycota; Sordariomycetes; Hypocreales; Ophiocordycipitaceae. The record is from RefSeq and is a predicted model, not a curated record. The transcript is spliced from 2 exons. The coding region runs from base 1 to 783 and encodes 260 amino acids.